This is a messenger RNA of Xyrichtys novacula (pearly razorfish), 10519 nucleotides long. The record is from the annotation of a GenBank genome assembly. Lineage: Eukaryota; Metazoa; Chordata; Actinopteri; Labriformes; Labridae.
GCCGUGGUAGCCCCAACAACUAGACUACAGGUCCCAUAUCUUCCCUGUCUUUGUGGCUUAUGGGAAUUGUCGUUCUGUUGUGAGUUCAAAAUGACCGACCAAUUGUUUUGCUUGAAGUAAAGGACUUGAAAUUUGGACAAAAGAAAAUCCAAUUUAUCUCUAACUCAGGAACACAUAAAAAGACAGCUCGUUCGUGAGAAAAUGCUGCAGGCUUGUUCUAGCUGUUCCGAGGUACAAGGAAGAGAAACUUGAUGGGAACACGCUCUGAGCCAUAGUUCACUGAAACCAGGUGCAGGAGGUCGGGGUUAGGGGUGGAUCCCGUUGAUUUCUUUUGGCAGUGGGGUUAAUCCAAGUUACGUCAUGUAUCGUUUACUAUUAAAUGCAACAGCUCUGCACGGGGUUUGUUCGUCUUUGAAGCACUCGACAUGAUCGCUGUCUUCCCUGAGAUGGCCACCAUGAAGUUUCCUGUAGUUCUAACUUUCGUCCUCGCAACUUCUGUUUUGUUGAUCUCUGUUUCUGCAGACUUGGUGGGUAAGUAGAAGUGAAAUGCUGUCUUUUAAAUAAUGAAAUCACCUACAAUUAUUACCAAGCAUUGCUUUUAGACAAUAAACUGUCUGUGAUAAGUUCAUACUGCUACUGACAGGUGGUAUUUCAGAGUUGUCAAUCCUUCGUGCCACACUCUCGUGCUGGGCUAUAGUUGUGUUAUAGUUACACUUUCAGCCACAGUGGACAGUGGCACACCAAACGGUGUCAAAGGUAAUAAUACAGCACCAGAGACCCACGCAAGACACAACAUUCAUUUUUGGCUUAAUUUUUCUAAUGGUUCUAAAGCUGUUGUCAGAUAGGGGAGACCGGGGAUGGUUGUAACAUUUUUGAUAUUUCUGUCUGUAUCUUAGAGCUCUUCAAAGCCAAUGCAUUCAAACUGUGAUACAAACUAGGUUUAUGUGUCUGCUAUUGAAGACUGUAGCAGAUACCCCGGCAACACAAACAGACUAUGCAUAAUUUAGUCUCAAACAUAAGUAGUGAAAUGUUACAAUUCACCCAAGAAGCUUUUUAUUUAACAUUUUAAAGGCUUUUUAACAUAACUGGUGUGUGUUUGUUUGAGCAUAUAUGUUAGUUACUGCCAGUCCUAGAAGUGACUGACGACUGAACAUAAUACAACCAUAGACUAUAUAUACUAUGGACAACUUGGUUCCGCCUCCCGACUGUAUACGGAUUUGAAGCCAAAUAGCUCUCUGUAUUUCCGCAAUUUUUCUUCAUUUCCUGAAACCAGCAUUGUGCAGUAGCAUUGUGCGCAUUCAGCGGGAGAGUAGCUGUGAUGACACUCGGCUCAAACAGCGUAUCCCCCAGGCGAGCUACGCAAUCCCUGAAUGCCAGUAAGCUAAAUCAGGUGUCAAUCAAAGAAAACAUGACCCCCCUAAUAACUUUUAAAAACUGAGCUUCAUAGAAAAAAGAGGACUUGAGCACAAACCAGUCUUACAGUAACUACAUGUCAACAUCACAAGCAGGGGGGAGAAAAAAUUAUGUUCUGUGUAAUAAAUUUCUGAAGUUUGUCCACAUCUCUAUAAGCUUUGCUGGCGGAGGCGGGAUUUAUGACCUAUACUGCAGCCCAUCACCAGAGGGUGCUGUUCUUAGAGUGGCUUCACCCAGCGAGGAGGCAGACUCUGUCCAUUCUAUAUACAGUCUAUGAAUACAACUGAACAAAAUGUUGCCCCAACUGAAUAUUGGUAGGCUAUGUGUGUGUGUUUGCAGUGGCUUCAACAGUUACACAGCAGUGUGUGUGUGUGCCUUAUAUUAACAUUUGAAUAUAAUACACUGAACUAAAUGUUGAGGUAUCCCCCGGUCAGUCUUUCUCUUCCAAGACUAGGCAUACUGAAUUUUAAAGAAAACGUAAAGAUAGUUUAAAGUUUGCUUGGGGGAGGUUGUAACAUUUUUUAUUGUUGUUACAUCUAACCCAGACCCUUGUCACCAGGAAGUAGCUUAGUUUACAGCUAACAGCUAAAACUUUGGCAUGAACAACUUGCAGGAAAAACAUCGUGAUUUAAGUUAAGUUUGAUGAGUUCAACUACAAAGCAUGCAAUGCUAUCAUAAAAAUAUAUGAAUUAAAAAAAACUACUUUCGUACCUCAAAAUUAGUUUUUUUUUCUCUUAAAAUUGGUGAAGUCUACCACAGGAUCCUACAUGUACACACGUGGAACAAGGACUAAACUAAGCAUGUGCAGAGUGAGUCAGGUGAUUUGUAACUUGUUCCUGAUUGGAGAAAUUGGAAGUGUUAUAAUUGACCUAUGUUACAACCACCCCUGGUCUCCCCUACCGGUAAUCUGAAAAUUAAUAUGGAUGGAAAGGUCUGCUCUUGUUGUCGCAUAGGACUGUAAGAGUGAACCCAAAGUGAAUGUGGUGAUACUGGACUUUGACUCACUGGGGUAAAGAUGGUUUUUAAGUUGAAUAUUCAACAGACAUUCACUCCGGUGGAAACACUUCUUUAUCUAUAAAAACCAAUAAAAAAAAUAUGAAGUUAAAACAAUGCAGCCGUUGAAGAACUUGAAUCCCACACUGAUUUUGAGUCAAUUGAUCGCAUUACCUAGAAGCUAUUGAGCUAAAAUGCAAAUAUUUAUAUAUUAAAAUUAAUUUAAAAAAUUUUGACAUUUAAAAUGUAAAAGUAAAAGGUGUAUCUUAUGCAGCCAGUAGAGUCCUAUGAUCCCACAUAUGUUUUGAGGCAAUUGAUCACAUGACCUGGAAGCUGCAUGAGAUCUGCCUCUUGUUCUCACAUUUCAAACCUGUUCAUAAUUAAUCAUAAAUAUUUGCAUUUUAGCUCAAUAGCUUUCAGGUCUUGUGAUCAAUUGACCCAAAAUCAGUGUGGGAUCAAAGUCCUUUACUGCCUGCAUGAGAUACACAUUUCUCUAGCUUACUGGGUCAUAAUACACACAUAAUCAUUCAGCUCUGAAUUUUUAGUCCUGAGACUCACUCAGUCUUAACUUCGUAUCAGUACCUGAGAUCCAAACAGCCCUUGGAAGUCUGAGAGGUGAAUAUGUGAGUGUAAAAGGAAAGGAAACUGGGGUCCAUGCCUUCCUGGGUGUCCCAUUUGCCAAGCCACCCGUAGGCCCUGCUCUGAGAUUCUCUGCACCUCAGCCUGUGGAGGGAUGGACAGGACUAAAACGUGCCACUAAACAGCCACCCAUGUAAGUCAUCCAUGUAUUUUUAGCUGAUGGACACAGAGCUUAGAAAAAUCACCUUCAAUUAAUGUAAUAUGAUAUCAUGUCUCUUUUUAGGUGUGUUCAACAUAAACCAUUGCUUACUGAUCUUCUUGAAAAACUUGGUGGUAUGGCGGCAGAAAUCCCAGACGUUUCAGAAGACUGUCUUUACCUCAACAUUUACACUCCUGGUGACAGAGCUGUUGAUGCUAAGCUUCCAGUAAGGGUCUUUAACUGCUCAAUUACUGAUAUUCAACCUUGUUAAGUUACCAAAGGAAGUUGGCUUGAUUGUACGAUAGCCUUUCAAAUGAUGCUACUUCUGUUUAGAGUCAGACUGUUCAGUGAUCAGAGUCAAAUUUAAGAUUGUUUCUUUUUUGGUUGGGCAUAUUAUAAUUAAUAUUCUUAUUAGCUCAAAAUUGAUGAAAUGUUCUGUAUGCUGUGUAGAAAAGAUUAAGUGCUUUUAUUAUCUCACCAGGUAAUGGUCUGGAUCCAUGGUGGGGGGUUUACUAUGGGGUCAGCAUCAAUUUAUGAUGGCUCCGCCUUGGCUGCUUACCAGGAUGUGGUGGUUGUUCUAAUCCAGUACCGCCUUGGACUUCUGGGGUUUCUCAGGUAUAAAGAUUUAAGAUACUAAACACAGUUAAAAAUACCAUACUGUGGAAAUAAUGCACAGAUCAAUUUUGGGGGAUCAGCGAUCGACGACCCUUAAGAAACCAAUCUUAUCUACCUCUGCAAAGCUCUAAAAGUCAGCCAUUGUAGCUUUUUGCUCUGCCAGACUGACAGGCCUGCUCACCAAGUCACGUGUGCAUGCACAUGUGUGCCAGCUACACAGGUUAAGAACAGUCACCCAGAGCAUGGUCAACCAAGCAUGUCAUCUGUUUGGCAGUGUUAUACAGUAAAAGAAAAAGGGCAAAGAUUCGCAGUCUGUUAUAUACAGUAUGUGAGGACUGAAAUAAGAUUAGAACAUUGAAGGUGUAUGCUGUCAGUUAUCAGUAUCGGCCAAAAUCAGUAUCCGCAGGUCAGGCUUUAAUGAGUGGUGAUCGGCCAGAAAAUUGUGAUGCACCCCGAGUGGAAACCAUUUGAAUCGAUCGUGCCCGUCCUGGUCUUGUUAAAAAAAGGUAAUCUACAUUCUCAUAUUGGUGAAAUGAAGAUAAAGAAAUAGAUUAAAAAACUUAGCCACUGUUUGCAUUGUAUUAUCAGUGUUUGUGAUAUUGUGUCAAACAGAUUUUCAGAUUGUUUUGUCACUUCACUGGUUAGCGAUAGAGAAUUUGGACAAUUCAUAAAAAGUUGACAUCUUAAAUAUUAAAAUGCAUUGUGUUUCUUGUAAGGGAUUUGUGAGUUAGAUCUAUGCAUCUGUUGAAUUGAGUCUCAAGCAGUAGAAGCCAGAUGACAGCCAUGAAUACAGAUAAAGUCUGUCUGGUUUUGUCACCUGAAAGCCCCGAGACCUGAUGUUCUCUGACCAAGCAGAUAUGACGUGAGCUACAACAUGGUGGCACCUUGUCAUGAUAUGUUCUGGUUUCAGUUUUUCCCUUUUUUUGUGUGUUUCCCUCAAGUGUUUUUACUUUUAGUUCCUUUUUAAUAAAUCAUUAUGUCAUGACUGUCACAAUCCGGAGUAAAAACAAAAGGGAUGGACUCAAAAUGCAGAACCAAAAAGAGGACAUAUUUAAAAGGAACUAAAAGAAAAAGCAAAAACUUACUUUAAAUGUCAAACAGAAAAAUUCCCAAAGGCCAAAAACACAUGAGGCAAAAUUCAAAAGAACCAAAAACCCAAAAUCCAUCAAAAGACACAGGGAGGAAAAAAUCACAAGGAGACACUGGGGACACUGGCAAACAGACACACAGACAUACAACAAUGAACCAACAAGGAAACAGGGGAAGACAAGGGACUAUAUAUACACAAACAGGGAAAUGAGCAACAAGAGGCAGGUGAAACACUGAGACACAGGUGCAGACAAUUACUAAGGAGGGAAAACUGAUGAACUAGACCAGAAACACAGGGAAUAAACUACUUCAAAAUAAAACAGGAAACACUGAAAACUGAUUAAGGAAUAGAACACUGAGAACACGAGGGAACUGUGGUCAGACACAAACUGAAAACUCACAAGACAAGACUACAGGGGAACAGGAACAAUAGGGAACAGAAACACUAGGGAAAAUACACAAAGAAAAUACACUCGAGGGAAACACAAAACCAGGGAAAAACUAAAAACCAGAACAUGUUAUGAUACACCCAUGGGCUGAGGUGCCUCUUGACAAUAUAACAUCAACCCGGCCACAGUUCUUGUAGUCUUUUGAAUGCCUUGGCCUGGGUCUCAGUAAUGCAGUUUUUCUUAAAUUUGACUGUAGUUCAGGGGAGUUUUUGGUCCUUCACUACAGUCGGCCUUUGAGCAGGAAUCAAUGCAAAUAUGCAUUGUCAGAAGAUAUCCAGUUUGGUAUAUUAACACUUGUUCUGAGUUCUCAACAAGAUCUUUUACAUUGUUUGUUCUCAGUUGUGAUUUUCCUGGUGGCCGUUCAAGGACUUGUAGUCAUUUGCGCUGUCUAAUCAACACUGUGGUGCUCAAGCGUUCUCUUAACAUUAGACAGAGACUGUUUAGGAGUUUGUGUAAAGACUAGACUAAAACAGCCAAGGGCAAACCCUGAAGACUUGGGUGUUGGAUGUACCUAAACCAGAUGUACCAGAUCUUAAUGACUACACUCAUUUGAAUGGACAACCCUCAUUUCUGAUGUGCUGUCCUCUAUAAAACACAUCCAACCAAGAAGCAGAUCUGACACAGACACAGCUGGGUUGAGCUCUCUUGUUGUUGUGCUCAAAUAAAUUGGUUUUGAUAAUUUUCUAUGUUAAAAACUUGACAAAUGAAGGAUCAUACUUAUCAUGCAUCACUAAAUCGUGAAUCUGAGUCAGUCAGAGUCUAUUCUUCUUGAUAGUGGCAACAAGUCCAUUGUGAAAGGAUGUCUUGAUGCAACCAUGGCUGGAUCACCAGUUCUGUGUCUCUGCCAUUUCAAGUUAAUAUUACAUUAUGACAUGAUUGUAGCUGUGUAAAACCUCCUACCUGGGGCGUACAAAAUGGUACUCGGUUUUAUUGCUGUUAUGACUUGAACCUUUUACCUUGAGUCUUAUGCUGCUGCAAGUUCUGGUUGGAGAGCCUGUGUUAAAGUCUGAUAAAAAAUAACAUUUGUUUCAUUCAGCACUGGAGAUAAACACUUGUCUGGAAACGUUGGUCUUCUGGACCAGGUACAAGCUCUGAAGUGGAUCCAGCAGCACAUUCACAGCUUUGGAGGCGACCCAAACUCAGUUACAAUAUUUGGAGAGUCUGCUGGUGGAAUGAGUGUGUCCCUACUGGUAAGGAUCAAUUUGUAUAUGUGUGGGUGCAUUUGGUUGAAUCACACACUUAAAACUUAUUUUUCAAGGUUUUUACAGUUCUAUUACUGCAGAGUUUAAACUUGAUUCAUUGUUUUUUUGUGGCUGUCUCCACCAGCUUCUUUCUCCACUGUCUAAUGGACUGUUCCACCGUGCCAUCGCUGAGAGUGGCACUGCUGCAAUGUAUAUAGCUAUCGCAAGUGACCCUCUUCCAAUGGCACAGGUAGAUUGCCAAUAUUCAGUAAAGCUCUACACAACAUUCGAGUGUAUGAAAUAAAAUUCAUAUUUUUUUUCCUCAGAUGGUGGCAAAUAUGUCCGACUGCAGCCUGGACAGCACAGAGAAGAUCAGUGAUUGCAUGAGAAAUCUUGAUCUUGAUAAAAUUUUAACCAUUGGACAGGUGAGUUAUUUAUUAUCAUACAGUUGCUAGAGUUAUUUCUUGGCUUUCUUUGAUGUCUUUUUCUGAAUUUUCUUUAACAAUUGUCAUUCUUUCAAGGACGAAAGAAUAAGGUUUCCUCCAACUAUUGACGGACACUUCCUGCCAAAACCUGUGGAUGAGCUGUUCAACAAGCAUGAACUACUUACCAUACCCUUCAUGACAGGGGUUAACAACGAUGAAGGGGGCUUUUUGCUCGUUGAUGUGGGUAUAAUGCUAAUUUUUUAAAAUAAUUUAUGAAUGACCCAAUUUUUUAUGGAUUUUAAUUUAAACCAGGGGUAAAUUGGUUUUGUGAGUGUGUGAAAUAUUAAUUUCGGCUCUGUCUUUUUUUAGUUCUUUGCACCUAAAAACUGGACAGAGGGACUGGAUUUGGAGUUUAUUGAGAGUAUGCUCUCUCUGUUUGGCCUUGAUCCAGUCACCUCAGAUUUAUUAAUAGAAGAAUACAUGGGAACUGGUGAAGAUCCUGUAAAAAAUAGGAAUGGAUACACUGAGCUGCUUGGGGAUUUGAUAUUCACAAUUCCAGCCAUCAAGACUGCUAAUGCACACAGAGGUAAUUUUUAAACAAUACGCAAAUUGUUAAUAUAAAAAUGUUCUUGAUUUACUUUUGCAGGGCUUAUUAAAUGAGAAAAGAGACUUAUCACAACCAUUUGUUCCCAAUUAGAUGCUGGUGCACCUGUAUACCUGUAUGAGUACCAGCAUCCCCCUCAGUUCCUGCAAGCAAAAAGACCGAGCUUUGUUCGAGCUGACCAUGGAGAUGAAAUCUUCACAGCCCUAGGAUUUUGCUUUACAACCAAACAUGUCACAUUGAAAGAAGGUGAGCACAAUCUAAAUAUAAGAUUUUACACUACUAUAAAUCUGAGUUCAAAGUGUGUAACCAGGUAACUGAUGUUGUAGAUGCAUGCUCUAAAGAGGAAGAACAGUUGAGCAAAACCAUGAUGAGCUACUGGGGAAACUUUGCUCGCACAGGGUAAGAAUCAACCCUCAUUAAAGAUUCAAAUGCAUAUUUAAGACAAACUUAUUUAUGACUUUACCCUGGGUGUGUUUAGAUCUCCUAAUGGGGAAGGCCUCGUUCACUGGCCACAGUAUGGAGCAGAGGAGCACUACCUGAAAAUCGACUUGAAGGAGCAGGUUUCUGGUCAGCACCUGAAGAAGGAGCGGUUUGUCUUCAUGACUCAGAUCCUGCCAGAGAAAGUUGGAAAACACAAAGAGAAGACGGGGCACAGCGAGCUGUAGAGGAGUCUCCUGUCUUUUGAUUAACUUUACACUGACUCCAGUUUAAGAGACCAGGUCAGCUGGUAAUUAGACUUUCUGGGUGAUGGUUGUAAGACUAAAUGGAGAUUAAGUUUUAGGUUCUUAGCCGAUACAGAUUACAAUAUGUGGCCUUUAGGAAAGGAGCUCUUUUCAAAGGUUUAUGAGACUUAACAUAGUGGGGUUAAGAUAUUUUGGCCACUGUGAAAUUUUCUAGACUGCAUUUCUUUUAUUCUGUCUCCUUACAUCUGGUUCCCAUUUUUUCCCACAAUGAUACAUACAGACUCUCUGCACAUGUUAAUUUCUUAUCACUAGUUAACAUAGCUGCACCUCUAAAGAUAUCCUGUUUAUUUCAGUAUUGUCUAUUCCUUUGCUCAUGGCACAAUUGAAUUUACCUUCAGGGAUCAAAUAAAGUCAUUCUUAGUUAUUCUUAAUCAGUAUCUCUAUCUGAAAAAAGUUCUGCACAGGGGCUAAAUUUCUAUUAUCACCAAACAAUUCUACUAUUUUAUCUGACCAGAACUGAUCAAUCUUGACUUAUUGUAGCUUUUGAUGCCAAAUAAAAAAAACAUUUCAGUUUGUCUUCUUCAUCUAGUACCCUCACUGAUAAUGUGGUGUCUUCAGUGUCAGGACUGCAGUAGCUACAAGUCAAAUCACAGAACUUUUCACUUUGCGUAAACACUUUUGAUGACUAACUUGCAAUGUUAUUGUGACAUUUAAUAGAUUCUUUUAUAUAAAGUGACGUACAUACAAGAACAAGAACAACACAAGCAAAGAUCUAGACAAGAGGAAACAAGAUCAGUAAGAGCAACAAGUGCUUCACGUCCAUUUGGACAUAGGUACUACCAUGCAGUGUAAAAGGCAAUACACAACAAUGAAUAGAAUUUUUUUUUCAGUACUAACUUGCUGCUGUCAACGUGGAGUUUGCUGUGCUUACAAGCAUUUCUAUGACUGGCACACAUCUAUUCACAUUUUAUCUGCUAUCUAUUACUUUGACUGGCACAAAUUUCUCAGGUGUAAAAAUUAAAACACUUCUACAUAUUGUCCACCUCUUCGUAACGCAUUUUGCCCUGGGCUCCUAGUAUUGGGCAAAAUGCACCCUACCAACACACUCCUGUACUCAUAGCCUGACACCUGGGGGCUAACAGGUGCCAGAAUCUAACCGAGAGCCGCAGGUUAAACACAGCUGUAGUUAGCAGGUUAUUGUAGCAAAACUGUCUGUUCUUCACAAACAGUUUCUCAUUGAUAACGAUUCAGGUUUUAUUGAGCCACAUAUUUGUAUUUGGGCACAGUAGACCCAAGAACAUGGUUGUGAAACACACCUUGCUCAAGUGGCAUUUAUCCCUAUAAUCCUUGUGUAUUGUUUAUCUUUUGCAGCUGUUUUCUGAUGUUGUGUUUUUCUUUGCAUCUACUGUGUAUUUACAAUUGUACUAUGAUGUUCGCAGCACACUUCUUUUAUCAGUAAUGCAUUUCCUCUGUUAAGUUUGUCUUUGACUGUAGCAUAUAAUUUAAAGUCACAUCAUCUCUGCAUUUGCAUCACAUUUCUCCUCAAGCAGAUGGGCUGUAGCCACUUUAGUUGUUCGCCCUUGACAUGAUGAAUGUGCUCAACUGACAAGUGACUAAGCAACCUCGCAGUAGGUGGGAGUGUCCACAGGAAGCCAAAAAUGCAUGAAAAGAAAGUGCAAACUUAAACACACUAAAAAGGACUGGAUAGAUAUGAAACUUAGAAGUUUGGUGCAGUCACUGUAAGACACACCUAAGAACAGUGCGUGAGGAUGGUGUAAUUAAUACAAAAUAAAGGCUUCAAGUCAGAGAAUAUUUCUUCUAUCAGGAAGUCAUUUAUUUCAACUAGAACUGCAUUCUCUAAAAUGUGACUGAAGACUGUGACAUAAACAUCGUCACUGUGCAUUAGGUCUGGUAAUUGGUUUAGAAAACAGUUACCCUCCAUGGCUCAAAGUUUUAGCUGAUUGGUCUGCUUUCAUAAUUAACAAUACCAGAUCUUUCAUUUAUCAGUAACAGUGGAAUAACUGCUUGAUGGAAACUGUUUGGAAAAUAACAAGUUGGCUGAAAGUUUAAAAUUGUGAAUAAAAACAAAAACAGGAAUUUGAGACUUGAAGAAACAACCUAAAGAAUCUUGUUUGGGGAAAUAUAAAUGCUAAGGUUUCACUGGUGUAAGAGUGAGGAAAACUGAUGAAGAUCGAACCUGCCAUGUAUAAACUGAACCAACAGCAACUUCAACCAAGCAUGAACACUAUGCAUUAUCAGAAGAGAGUAAAAAAAAAGGAAAUUGUAAAA